Molecule: messenger RNA, 996 nt
Organism: Cataglyphis hispanica
Lineage: Eukaryota; Metazoa; Arthropoda; Insecta; Hymenoptera; Formicidae
Exons: 2
Coding region: 182-913 (243 amino acids)
Biological process (GO): spliceosomal snRNP assembly
Cellular component (GO): SMN complex
Source: RefSeq, a predicted model, not a curated record
CAAAAGUUUGAUGUACUAAAUUUCUCUAAAAGCAAACAAAUUGAUAAAAUAAGCAAAUGCUUGAUCAGAUUCCAUCGUUUCGCGAUGGAUAUCAUGGCGUUUGUGUUCGUACGAGAAUGUAAACAAUGGAAUUGACGUAACAAAUUAGCUGAAUUUUUGUAAACUAGUCUAUUUUCGAGGUAUGGAAUUUGUUGCCACAAAACGACGCAAAAAGUGGAAGAAAAAGCGAUACGUGAGGAGAAAACGACUGCACGAGCGAAUUAAAGUUGAGGUUAAAUCCGCGAAGCGUUGGGAAGUGUUGCCAGAAUAUAUUAAUGCUUUCGGAGCGCGAGAAACACUAGAAACGAGCACGAUGCAGGCUGAUACUUUUUGGAAAAAUUAUGCAAUAGCUCAGGAAUGGCAAAAAAGACAUAGUAUAACCUGGUGGAGAUCACGCUGCCUUGCUCUUGAAUACGAGAAUGAAAUGCUGCGCAAUAAAGUGAGAUUCUUAGCUCAGCAUCGUACCUAUCCUAAUACAGUAAUAAUUCAGGAAAAUAAUCAUUAUAAAAAAAAUAAUAAUAAAAAUGCACAGGAAGACAACUAUACAGAAUGCAAUUCAGACAUGGAAGAUGUUGAGUUUAAUGUGACUGAAGAUAUGCUAAAAUUUUUUGAGACAAGCGAGAGACAUAGAAGACAAUUGAAGCAAAAACAAGAACCUAAUAAGAUUGCGCAUAAGAAGGAAUACCUUGUAGAAGAAAUUCCCAUCAUUGAUAGCGCUGAAAGCAUCCGUACAAGAAAAGAGGAAGCAGACUUGUUGUAUGGUGAUGAUAGUUCGAAAAUAUUAGCAAUGGAAACUGCUUUGCAAGAUGCAACAAACAAAUAUAAAGAUAUUGUUAAUCCUCAAUAUUGGCCCAAUAUUCCUCUCAAACCUUGAAAUAAUCAAGCUAAUCUAGUAUUUUAUUUUCAAGUUUAAUGUAUUUUGAACACUUAAAAAAAAUAUAUUAUUUUAAUACAUCA